ACUUCGAACCGGAAGUGUUAUGUUUGUUGCUGCUAACCAAGAAGUAGCCGUGUAGCUUUCGCAGUUAAUGGCUGAUAUUACUGCGGUUCACUGCGUGUUUUAUUGAAGUCAUUUCUUUUAAACGAGUAGUGAUGUCAAACGAGGAAGGCGGAAAUCCUCAGUUUUAUUUCUGCGACUGUUUCACAACUGAUAACAUUUUCCUGAAGGACUACAAGCUCCAUGUCCGCUUCGUGUCGGAGCAGCAGUUCAGACUGGACUAUCAAACACUGCUCAGGAGGCUCGGUUGCGUGACGGAGCAGCAGUUUGAGGAUGUGCUUAACAAGAUUUCACAGGAAGUGGACAGGCGAAGGCGCCUUGGUGUGGCGUCCGCUGAGAGAGCUGCUGCUAUAAAAGACGUGUACCAUCCCCUCCAUCCUCACGUCUACCGCUUGCAGGAGUCCUACCUCGCGCCAAAGUUCAAGCAGAUUGUUGAGUACUGUCGCAGCCCCGGCGCCAGUGAAGAGGGGCUCUCAGACUUGUUGGAGGAAGAGGCAGCGGCAAGGGUGUAUCGCUUCCCAGUGUUUGAGAAGAGCUUCUGUGAGGAGCUGGUGGAGGAGCUUGAGCACUUCGAGCAGUCAUCCGCCCCUAAAGGAAGACCCAACACCAUGAACCAUUAUGGGAUCCUCCUGAACGAACUGGGCUUCGACGAGGGCUUCAUCACCGCCCUCCGUGAGCACUACCUGCACUCGCUCACCUCCCUGCUGUACCCGGACUGUGGGGGGCGCUGUCUGGACAGCCACAAGGCCUUUGUUGUGAAAUAUGACAUGAAUGAAGACGUGGACCUGAGCUACCACUACGACAACGCAGAGGUCACCCUCAAUGUGUCGCUGGGCAAGGACUUCACUGAGGGAAACCUUUAUUUUGGUGACAUGAAACAGGUGCCUUUAAGUGAGACGGAGUGUUCAGAGGUUGAACACAGGGUGACCGAGGGCCUCCUCCACCGGGGCCAGCACAUGCACGGGGCCCUGCCCAUCUCCUCCGGCCAGCGCUGGAACCUCAUCAUCUGGAUGAGAGCCUCCCGGGAACGGAACAAACUGUGCCCCAUGUGCAACAAGAGGCCGACGCUGGUGGAAGGGGAGGGCUUUGCUGACGGGUUCACCAAACACCCCGAUGCACCACUCAACGCUUCGUGUGUGCUGACGUGAUGAAGACACUGUGUGCGAGUAGGAUUUGAAAUUUGUGACUUUGGCCCCCCCAGGUGACCGAAUUAUUUCAAUUUAUUUUGAAAAUGAUUUAGGUUCUUCCAAUAUAGAUUUUCUGUCAGGUGAUAUGGUUGAAUAGACUGUAGAAAGCAAUUUAAUUGAAUUAACAAUGAUUAUGUAUUCCAAAUUGGAAUGAUGAAUAUUUAUUAUUUGUACUAUUAAUAAUAAUGUAAUGAUACUAUAAUUCUGCGUUUCAGACAUGCAGUGGUGUCCCAUUAUGUGAUCGGUAUAUUUAUAACUUCAAUGUGAGUCCAGUAAUAUAAACACAGACCGGUGAAGCCUCUUUAAUAGACAGUGUGAUUGUACUGUGUUUGUGCCAAAGAGGAAUUAGAGAUAAUGUGUGUUUAAAAACUGAUGGAAACACUACUCUGACUACAAAGUCAGGCUCUCCUCUAACACUGAGUACCGUCUGUAAAGGCUCUAAAGUCUCUCUUUGUGAAAUGAAUUGGGAUGGGACGCUAACAUGAGGCCAGGGAUUGCUGUAGCAUUCAGUCAGUGAAUAAAGUGGGAAUAUUUAAAGGUACCCUGUGGAAUUUUUUACCACUAGUAGCACCAUAGAACAAUAUUUGUAGGAGUGGGUCCCUGUUUUGUUUUUACUCACGCACGCUCACACACACACACACACACACACACACACACACACACAAUGAUUCUCACAGGAAACAGAAAUAGGAAUCAAGCAUGUGAAACCAAUCGCAUCACAAUUUUUGGCACAGUCAUUAGGUACACUUCACAUUUUGCGGCCAUUUAAAGAAUGCAUGAUUUAAAAUAUUCCAAAAUUCUGCUUUGCAAAUGAGUAAUGAGGAUGGAAAUAAACUCAACAUGUCUCCGACCUCAGGGGGACACACCGUGGAUUUCGGUAAGAAACACUGAACGUAAGUAAAUGUAAACCAGCAGACACCACAGGGCACCUUUAACUUUACAGUGACAUCGUGGAGCGGUCACAUCUGGCAGACACCUGAUCCACUUUCUAAGAUCAGUUUUGGCCCCAGAAGCUAUAGUGUAUCAGAUCAGUGCAUCCCUGUUAAUACAUCCAGUACAGCAUCUUCCCCGUAAUUGUUUAUCUGUCAGUGAUGGUUGAUAUCUGUCUGCUCAUAAAUCCAUGUCAGCGUUGCUAAUAUUAACCACUCCUCUGCCAGGAUAACAUGCUUGUUUUUCUCAUGUUUGACUGGCUGACUGUAAUCUGGCUUCCUAUUGACCAACCAUGUUGACUGUUUUUUGGAUCAGGAAGAAUGGAAUACACAUUUGUGAUGAUGUGUAUUUAACUUUUGAAUUGACCAAGUCACAGAUGUCUCAGCUAUGCUAUAGAUACAAAAUAUCAUGAUGUUCAACACAAGACAGGCCACAUCAUUUGGAAUAAUGGAAUUUUAAUUACAUAAAUUAUAUCUGUCAGUUUAUGAAUAUCCAUUGUGUGUGCAUCUCUUGCUAUUGUCAUAUGCACGUAGUGUUGUGGUGGAGGUUAAUUAUGCUCUCAUACAGAGUCUUUGCGAGUAAAAACAAAUAUAAACCUGUCCGAUACAGCCUGCACAAUAAAUCGAUCCCUUUCAACAACA
This is a messenger RNA of Dicentrarchus labrax (European seabass), 2794 nucleotides long. RefSeq names its product 2-oxoglutarate and iron-dependent oxygenase domain containing 2 (gene ogfod2). The record is from RefSeq and is a predicted model, not a curated record. The transcript has 7 exons. The coding region runs from base 132 to 1184 and encodes 350 amino acids. Gene Ontology annotation, molecular function: oxidoreductase activity, acting on paired donors, with incorporation or reduction of molecular oxygen; iron ion binding; L-ascorbic acid binding. Lineage: Eukaryota; Metazoa; Chordata; Actinopteri; Moronidae.